This is a messenger RNA of Fomitopsis serialis, 841 nucleotides long. RefSeq names its product cleavage and polyadenylation specific factor 5. NCBI's taxonomy places the organism in Eukaryota, Fungi, Basidiomycota, Agaricomycetes, Polyporales, Fomitopsidaceae. Gene Ontology annotation, cellular component: mRNA cleavage factor complex. The transcript has 8 exons. Gene Ontology annotation, molecular function: mRNA binding. The record is from RefSeq and is a predicted model, not a curated record. The coding region runs from base 71 to 685 and encodes 204 amino acids.
ACUCAUCCCAUACAAGUCGCACAACUCCCUUUUUCCUCUCCUUCUGCCGCCUGGUCUAUUAGAACAGAAGAUGUCCAAUACAAUUGCAUUGUAUCCACUCUCGAACUUCACGUUCAGCACAAAAGAGGCGCAACCAGAGGAAGACCCUUCUGUCUCUGCACGGCUCCAGAGGCUGCAGAACAACUACGAAGACUUCGGCAUGCGCAGGACGGUGGAAGGCAUUCUAGUCGUACACGACCACGGGCACCCGCAUAUACUCAUGUUGCAGAUCGCGAAUGCCUUCUUCAAGCUACCCGGAGACUACCUGAAGCCUGGCGAAGACGAGAUCGAAGGGCUCAAGAAGCGUCUGGACGACCGCCUUGCGCCGCCCGCCGAGUCCAAGCAAUUCAACUCCUCGCACGGCGUCGACAACGAGUGGGAGAUCGGUGAUUGCCUCGCCCAGUGGUGGCGCCCCAACUUCGAGACCUUCAUGUAUCCUUUCAUCCCUGCGCACAUCACUAAGCCGAAGGAAUGCAAGAAGCUGUUCCUCGUGCAGAUGCCCGAACGCAAGGUACUCGCCGUGCCGAAGAACAUGAAGUUGUUGGCCAUUCCCUUGUUCGAGUUGUACGACAACGCUGCUCGAUACGGGCCCCAACUCUCUGCCAUUCCGCAUCUCCUCUCUCGGUACAAUUUCAUCUACCAGUAGUCGCCCGUCGAAAGUCGAUUUGCAUGUCCAUUCUGUCGUCGAGAGUCCUAUGUUGUUCGCCCUAGCUGUCAUCAUGUCAUGAUUCAUCCACCCCGUCGUUCGCACUGUAGCAUACAGCCAACGUAAAAGUAUACGCCUGGUCAUCUUUCGUUCCAA